UGAACUUGACCCCGAUAGGUCACUGUCCGUAUUUUUGGUAACAACGAAAGUUCGCCGUGUUCUCGGUCAGCGGUCAGUGUAGGAAGUAAGUGAUUGUUGAACAAUUGUAGCUGGGGAUAUAUUUGUUUAUAAUUUAUAUUGAAGUUUCAUUACGGUAUUGUACGUUCUCAUAUAAUUACUGUUUAUUUGUUUAUCAUAUAUUUUGACAUUUUAUAAUAUCUAGGCUCUAAUCAUACAAAUAUGAGUGGUGUGUCGGUGUGAAUGUGCCUGAAGACUGAAGUGAAAUACCCUGAGGCUGAGGAUUAUAAUUAUUAUUAAAUUAUUGGUACGUGUACUCAGUACUGUAACUGUCCUGACGUACUCAUUACUCAGUCUCAGAGUCAGAGUUGCUCAAUCAUUCUAAAAUUAAACAGUGCCUCAGAACAGCUCAAAUUCAAACUUGGCUAAUUUUACUUAGGACUUAGUCUUAGUCUUAGUUGUUAAACUUUAACUAGAAUAGACUAUAUAAUGGCCUAGACUAUUAUAGUCUAGUUUAAUACUUUAGAUUUAGUAACUUUAGUGACAUUAGACUCAUUUGUGUAGAAAAAUCAGAUCAGAAUUCAGAGCAGAGUAGUGAGUAGCGUAGAGACGAGACCCAGAGUUAAUUAACUUAAGGGAAGCGUUAUCCACACAGCUCUGUGAAUAAUGUUUAGCGUUAUCGGCAGACCGAGAUCUGCGAAUAACGCCGAGCGUUAUCGGCAGACAAAAAUCUGCGAAAAAUGCAGAGCGUUAUUGUUAGACAGAAAUGAUCCCAUAAUUACGCACAUUUCUAGAAAUAAUUAAGAUCACACUCCAAGCUGGGGUAGGGGUGUAGUUUUAAGUAGUGUAGGAUAGAUCCGUCAUUAAUGAGAAUGGCACAAACACAUCUCAAAACUGAAGCUACCGGUUUGCACAAGUAAAAUAUAAAAAAAUUAAUAGGCCUAACUAUAGCCUAUAUAUUGGAUAUAGGACAAUUAAUUGUGCCUACAUCUGCUCUGUUAGGGGACAACAUAUUCGACCUAUAGAGUGUUACUAAUAGUUCCAGUCAAACCUCCUACUCCUAGACAUAGCUAAUUUUCUGGUAUUUCAUAUUAAAUGUUAUACCAGUAAUAAAAAUGGUACCGGUAUUCUUCAUGUAGACUCACUUUCACCCAUUGUAGAGAUAUCUUUAAAUGAUGUCAAAGCUUGAUAGGAUAUCGUUUAGUUUUUUUUAAAGCACUAUGAUAUAUCACGAAGUCCAGAAAUGUUCUGCCAGAAAUAGUUGACAUGCCGUACAACAGUGUUGUGAUGCAGAGAGGUGUCUGCAUCAGGCGGCCAUGUGAGAGACGGGGAGGGGCAUAUAGGUCCUACAUCGAUAAUAACAGAAUCUAAUCCUGUUUAAGUUUAAGGCUAGUAUUUUUUCCUGAUCCUGUUUCAAUUAUCAACAUUUUUUUUUACAAGAGCUAAAAUUGUUGAUGUCAACUCUGAGAUCUAAAAUAUUUGAAUAAGUAAGUUAUUAAUAAUUAUUUGUUUAUUAGAGAAAAAACAAAUGGAUGUUAAAGUCUAUGAGUGGAAUUAUACAAAGAAAAUUAAACAGUCAAAAGAGCUAAAAAGUAUAUCACAAUGUACAGUUAGAACAGCUGUAUAUGAGUUUAACAUGGUUUAUGCGGCUCAUCUGCAUGUCCAUAUGUUGUUUACAUUUUUUUAACGAAACUUGAAUGAACAUUCUAACAAAAUAGAUUGAAACUUGUAACAUAAGUAACAAAACUAUAUGAAAAUAAUAAUAAAACUAUGUGUACAGAAUAAGAAGAAUAUGAAGAAUAUUAUUAUAAUAUAACACUACCAAAUAAACAUAAAUUAUUUUUUUUUAAAUUUUAUUUAUAAAAAAAAGAGGCUUCCCCGACGGGGAAUCGAACCUAUGUCUACCGGGUGAUGGGCGGAGAUACUGACCAAUAUACUACUGAGGAGAUGUUUAGAUACGAACUUUGUAUUUUAUAUUCAUAAUUUUAUUCAUCACAUUCUGCAAAUAAUGUUGAGCGUUAUCGGCAGACCGAAAUCUGUGAAUAACGGCGAGCGUUAUCCGCACAGCUCUGUGAAUAAUCACUCCGAUUUACUUAAUUCAACUAACUGGAAUAUUCAGAUUUGAUUAAUAGUUUGGUAAUCUACCACUUGAGCGUCGGCCAAGAAAAAAUCCAGCAUAAAAAGUAAUGGCUCUGUUUCACUAUUUUUCACUCACAAGUGACAAGCUUUAGGCUGGCCAAGCAUUACAUAUUUAUUUCUAAAAUAUUUCUGCAUGUCGAAAGCACCUUGCGCUGUACUUGGCUAUAUUACAAAUUAAAUAAAAUUAUUAUCUAAAAUCUUCCAAUGAUUAUAUUUUUUACUAUGCAGAAAAUGUAAGUGAAUAAGUGAAAAAUUAUUUUAAAUUUUUUCCUAAGUCUAAGGUUUUAUCAUUUCCUGCCAAAUGAAGUUUGAAAAGAAAUAUUACAUAAGCCUUUUUUUUAAGUUGCAAAACAAAAUCACAAAACAUACUAUUAAAUCAAUUAUUUUAUCCACAGUUACUUGUAAAGGUUAUCUUCAUAAGACUGUCUUAGGAUGGCAGUCAAUGAAGCCAAAGACAGGGUAUUUCAGCUGGAAAAUGCCAUCCAGAAAUUGGAUUCUGUUAAAAAGCACUUAAAUCGUAAUGCUUCUGAUGUGAGUUGAUGUUUAUUUAUUAAAGAUAUCUUGGUCAAUAUAAGUGAUUCUCACAAUUUUGUCACCUUCUGUUCCAUAGGGUUUUUUUUCUUCUUCUUAACAGCAUGUUUUCUGAAGCUGGAAAUGUUAAUAUUUAUCAUAUAUUAAUGAAUAGAUCUAUCUUAUUUAACAUUUCUCAUAGAUGAAUCUAGAUUCAUAAUUAUAUCAACUUGUUGCAGUUGCGAUGAUUUGAAUCAUGAUUUAAAUAUCUACUAUAAAUAUCAUGAUUAAAAAUGUUUUAAAUUGUUUUUAAUUAAGGCACUUGUUAACAAGAGCCAUGCUAUGCUUGUCUGCAAACCCUGAAUAUUUAUGGUCAAAUACAAAGAAAGUAUAAUAAAUCAAUCUUGCACUGGUCUUUGGUGAUAUUUCAAAAAUUGUCCACCAUUCUGACAAACUUAAAAGUAGGGAAGCACUGGACUGGAGCUCCUGAAGUUAAAUAAUUCAUCGCAGUUAACCGGAGCUUGACUUAUGUCUUAUGACAACAAUUUGUGACAAUCUGUUAUGUGAUGAAAUUUAAUAAAACAAGAAAAUUGUUUUCUAAAAGUGUAUACAGAGGAUUUCCUGGGAUUGGAAAAUUUCACGGAAAGUCUUUUGUUUGCUAAAAAUCAUGCAGGAUUCUGGGGAGAAACCAUACUAGCUAAACAUACCACCCCCCAAACUUUAUACAUUCUAUUUUAAAGAAUAUUUUUGUCAAGUUUCCAAUGAGACAUAUAACACCACUUGCUAAAACUACAUAUUUUGACACAUUAACCCUCUGGAGAUGUAAGGGCCGAUUUAUCGGCCCAAGUUUGACUAGCGAGAAAGGCGUAAGUCCGAACUAUCGGCCCGAUAAAUCGAGCCUCACGAUUGGCUGGCUUGGCGUUAUACCAGUGAAUCAAAAUUAUUCUUACGUAUUCCUGCACAUCCCGGCAUUGUAAUGGCGGCGUUCGUUGAAGGUGAACUUAAUUUAUUUGUGUGCAGGAAUUUUUUUUGUUUGUGUGUAGUUACAUCGUUAAAUUGGAACAUGUCUGACAGUGACUCUGAUCAAACUGCUUAGUGAUUUUGAUGUUCUAGCAUUGAAUCUGACACUGAAACUGAUGAAAACAACCAGGAAAUUAAUGAAGACUUUCAUAUUGAGGGUAAUGCUAAUAUUGUGAACUCUUGGUUUAGUAUUCCUCAAAUGGACAGAGAUGACCCCUCUGAAUUUUUAGACAACAUAGGUCCUAUAAAUAAGGCAUAAGCACCACAUUUUAGUACUUUAUGCUAUUUUUUUUACACUAAAUAUCACUAAAAUGUUUAUGAGAGAGACCAAUAGAUAUGCAAACAACUUUCUCAGUAACAUCCAGCUGAAGAGAAGGUCCCUAGGUCAUAAAUGGGGGCCUGUUACAGUGUGUCUGUAACAACUGAAAAAUAAGGGGGGGGGGGGUGGAAAAGGAGUAGAACCAUGUGUAAGAGGUAUCUGAAGGGCCUCCAUGGGCCUUGUCUCUCAAAAACAUAAGUGUUAGGACUUAUUCAGUAAAUGGGGGCCUGUUACAGUGUGUCUGUAACAACUGAAAAAUAAGGGGGGGGGGGGUGGAAAAGGAGUAGAACCAGGUGUCAGAUGUAUCUGAAGGGCCUCCAUGGGCCUUGUCUCUCAAAAACAUAAGUGUUAGGACUUAUUCAGGCUUCAUCCAUCAAAAAAUUCACACAAUUGAUACAAUUAAGUCAUGUUUAGUCUAGGUGUAACAAAAAAUUACAAGCAUAAAUUAUUCAAAUUAGGGUAGCUCAUUUGCAGAAAUUUUGAUAUUUCAGUUUGAUUCAUAAAGAUUGUAUUAGUUCAUUCAAUUUCCUACAAGAAUAUAUAUAGUUUUACAUAUAUUAAGGGAAUAGUUUAUUUUUUUAUAAAUCUUUUUGCAAAGUGAGUGCCGAGCUCGUAAAAAGGUCUCCGUCUUUUUUGGCACAUACAUCCGAAAAGGCUACGUCUCCAGGGGGUUAAGGACAAACUGCCACACAGUUUAGCCUGAACUGACUCCUUAAUGUCCUUAACUGCAAAGGAAGUGUUGUUCUAGGUAUAUUGCUAAUGUUGAAAGGAUCAAGUAAAAGCAAAGCAAUGUAAUCCUAUAUAUAUAUAUUUUUAGUAGUAGUUUUAAAUAGCUCUGUACCCCAGCCUAGGGCUGGCCUCACCACGCUGUACAUGCAAUUCAACAAACAUAAUCAUGAACUUAUAAAUUAACAUACAUUAAUUAAAUAAAACAAAACAAAUGUAUAUUGACUCCACCCAUUCCAGAACUAUUUACAUGUCAAGUCAUGGACGGCACCUAGCAGCAUCGUUUAUCAGUCAGAGGGGGGAAUCAGUCAGGAUAGUAGAGUUUAAAGAGAUGUGUUUAGAGUGCAGUUUUGAAGGCUGUGAUGGUCCGUAUAUUGCGGAUGUGUAGUGAAAGAGAAUUCCAUUGUUGGGGGGGGGGGGGGGGGGGGGCAGAAAGAGAACAAUCGUUGACUGUAUGUUUUUGUGGGGGUCUUGGGGACAGAAAGAAUACACACGUCUGCAGAGGAGCGAAGCUGUCGAAGGGGUGAAUAGACAGAGAGAAAUUCGGUUAGAUAGGAAGGGCAUGAAUUCAAGAAAAAGUUGUGGCAGAGAACAGAGAGUUUGUAGUCAAUCCAUGCUUGUACAGGGAGCCAAUGAAGUGAAUGAAGUAGUGGUCUGGCAUUAUCACGUUUUUUUUGCCUUUAGAACUAGCCUAGCAGUUCAGUUUUGAACAUUUUGUAAUUUUUCUAAGAAGUGUUUUGGUGAACCUGAAAAAGUUUUUAGUUCACAUUUUGUUUAAAAUGCACUAAUAAUAAAAAGCAUUACAGGAUUAUUUUUUAAUAAAAGUCAAUGGCUUAAAAAAAUGUAUGUUAGUCCCAUUUGAAUAUAAAAUUAAAACUUAGGGAAAGUCACUAUUAGAGCAUUUUUGGAGUUUACUUAGUUGGGAAAGAUUAUUUGCUAAAUAAGUUGCUUUAAUUAGUUGAGCUUGUUGAUCAUCUUUUGAUGGUCAUCAUAUAUUGUUUUUAUCAUUGUCAUUUCAUAUUGUUUUUAUCAUUGUGAUCUUAUAUUGUUUUUAUUAUUGUCAUUAUAAAUUGUUUUAUGAUAAAGUCCUAUAGUGCCAGGAAUGUUAAUUUAUUUCCUCAAUCUUACCAUAUUAUUAUAUUUUGAUGGUUGGGGAAAACCCUCAAUUAGGACAAUUGUUGUGUAAUUUAAAAAAAUCAAAGUGGGUUUUUUUAAGGAAGUUUAUUAUAACAAUUUUCUGUGUGAUGAUUUUUCUUCAUCAAAGCAUUUAAAAUCAAAGAAAUUGUUUUGAAAAUGUUAAGAUAUUCUUUGACCCUUCUUUAAGAAUAGAAAUGUUAAAAAACUUAAUUGUGCAAUUAGAUGCUUUUUUAAAUCAAAGUGUGAUUCUCAACAAAAAAAUGUGCCCUUGUUUAUUUUCUUUCAAUUUUUUUAGGUUAUUUUUAAGAUGUUCAAUUCUUAUCCAUUGGAAAAGAAAAAAAAGGAAACAUUUUAAAGUUUGAGAAUGAUUUGAUGUUAACAUUUUUAAAAAAAAAACUCAACACAAAAUUUGAAGUUUGAUUACCUACCAUUUCAAUCCUCCCAAAAAAACUUAUACUGUUGCAUUAUAAUGAAAAUCUGUCUAUCUAGUUUCUUUUACCCCUUUUUUUUUUAGAUGUAAUAGCAGACCUGUUUACCCUCAAGUCCUUAAAAUUGUACAAUAUUAUCACAGAAUCAUUCAAUACAUUAUCUUAAUAGUAAAAAAAUUAACAUACAGUAUAUAUAAUGUAUACACCUCAAAAUCGUACAUUGUACGCCAAAGUCGUAAGAGUAAACAGGUCUAUAAUAGGAUUGUGGGUCACUUUGCCUUUAUAAAAUGAGGUAGUGACUCAAAAUAGUUUAGGAACCUGUAAUCUAGAAACUUAACCUACAUAGCUGAGAUUUUGAAAGUUUAAUUACAUGUACCACAAAAGAGAACUGGGGCAUCAACUUAAGCUUUCUAGGUCAAUGGGAUCAUAAUUACUGCAGAGCCCACAAAUUUGAAAAAUAUCACACAAAAGUUGAAAGAUUAUUUUUAAUUUGUUAAGAAUGUAAUUGCUACUAGUGGUUAACAAUUUCUUGUAUACAAUUAUUUUUAUUUUAUUUUUGUGUGAAGCAUUUUGUAAUGGAACAUUUGGUUAAAAUCUAGAUUAAAUUACCCUGGGGCUUAAUGCAGUCAUUCUUUAUAGACUUUAGGCAAUUUCCGGAUGAGAUUGUUGGAACAUUUUACUCUUCUUUAACCAAAACAUAACUACAUCUUACAUUUGUUGAAUAGUAAAAGCUGUGAACUGGCAACUUGGAUGCAAUAAAUAUUUUAGCCAUCAUCAUCUGCAAUCUUAAUGCCAUCGAAAUUUAAAAUUGAAACUGAAAAUGGCUAAAUUUUAAGAACUUCAACCCAAAACCUACGUCAAUAAUCCAAUUUUUUUUUUAAAAGGUCUUUUGUUUUCCCAUACAGAUCAAGGCAGAGAUUCACACUAACGUAAGCCGUAACCUGGAAUGCUUGAGGGGCAGAGAGGUCAGUUUGUUGAGUCAGGUGGACCGCGUGCUGGGGAUGAAGGAGGAAUCCCUGCAGCAACAGCAGGCCAGACUGAAUCAAGCCCUCGGGGUUAUACAGACUGGGCUCUCCAUGGUACAAGAAGACACGGCUUCUGAGAAACAGUUGGCAGAAACUCUAAAAAAGUAAUUUUUGUGCAAGAACAUUUAGUAGUUUAUUAUUAGCUUAAAUAAAAAAAAAAUAUCUUUAGUCAACGUUAGUUGUCAGAAGCAUGAAGUUAUCAGUGCUGUCCAAUCUUUUCAACACUGUGUCACUUACAACUUUGUCGUUGAGCCAAAAGCAGCACCAGAAAAUGCAAAUGAGAAAUAUAAAUUAUCUACAUUAUGUCUUGCUUGAGAGGGUAUAAUUUAUGCAGUAUUAAUAUUAUGCAAUAUAACUAUAAGGUGUGGACUGCUGUAAAAUAUUUACCAUAUGUUAUUUUGUUGAUCAUUUGUUUCUUGGUUUACACAGUACUUUCCUAUAAUUUUGAAUGAAAAUGGCUUCUAAAAACAAGGAUAUUCUUCUACCUUCAGAUUAAAGAGGGUGGAGCUCUCCCCAGAAGAAACUCCCUACAUUUCAUUUAGGGCCGACCAUGUAGGCAUAAGGGAAUCUAUUCUAAAUUAUGGCCGUGUGGAUGCCAACGGCUUACCCCUGAUCACCGCUUUUGAUGACCCGGGCAAUCCAUCUGCCAGUCUUCCUCGCCAUGUGGAGGAAUAUGAAGACGUUGAUCACCAUGUGUUCUACAAGACCGUUGAGGAAGUCAAGAGGUCCCAGAAUGCAGGAUCUUGCGUAAGUAAUAUCAUGCUCCUUCAAGCACCCAGCAUUGUUGUAUUGAAAGAUGUACUAGUGAUGUAGUCUUGAUUCAAACGGUGAACUGCAUGAUUUUUUUAACACACGUAGUCCGAGACCGUUGAUUUCAUCUCAUGAGAUUGAUAUCAGUGUUUCCCAAACUUGUUUCCCUGAAGACCACUUUGAGCAACACUGGUCUAGAUCCCCACCAUUGUUGAAAUCAUGGUCAAGUGGGAUUUUUUUUUAUAGUUGUUUUACAAUUAUGUAAUGAUAAAUGUUCUGAUAAAUUACUUGGAUCUAGAAUUGUUGAUUAGAAUUUACUAAUUCACAAUGUUUACUAAAUCAAAUGUACCUGGACUAGUGGGAAAACAUAUAUUUAUAAUAAUUGUUUUCAAUCCCUCUGGAAUUAUUAACUGAAGGACAUCAAAAAGUAUUGUUAAAUGAUUUUAUGACCUUAAUACUAAUCUAUAGCAUUUUAUUCAAGAAACUGGAACAGAUUCAAUAUAUUAAAUUUUAGCGUCACCAAAACAUUCUUUGAACAAUCUUUCUCUUUCUGUGCCCCCAAAGCAAUGGAAUUCCCUCCCGUUGCACAUCCACAAUAUAAGGACCAUCCCAGCCUACAAAACUGCCCUCAAGACCCAUCUUUUCAAACUGUACUAUACCGAGGCAUUCUCACUCCCCCUCCCCCCCCUCUGACUGAUUAAAAAGAAACACUUGAUUCUGCUGGUUGCUGUCCAUGGCUAGACAGGGAUAGAUGGUACUUGGGUGGAUGAGGUCAAGCUUUUCACCAAUAGUUGUUUUUAAAUGUGUACAUUUCUGUAAUUGCUCAUUUUUAUGUGAAGCGCAGUGAGCCUAACUCUAGGCUGGGGUAAUGCAGUGAGCCUAACUCUAGGCUGGGGUAAUGCAGUGAGCCUAACUCUAGGCUGGGGUAAUGCAGUGAGCCUAACUCUAGGCUGGGGUAAUGCAGUGAGCCUAACUCUAGGCUGGGGUACUGCAGUGAGCCUAACUCUAGGCUGGGGUACUGUGCUAUAUAAAACUACCUAAUGAUAAUAAUAAUAUUAAACUCUUUCUAGAUUACUGUGUCAAUACCUAAACUAUCCAAUCGCGUUGAAGACUGGCUCCAGAAGAAACUACCAACCCCAACCUACAAGUCGGAGACAGAGACGGUGGCCAGACCCUUGCCAGCCAUUCGUCCCAGCACCCUGACCAAGACCGGAGACAGCCCUCCUGUUGGCCUCUCACGCUCAUCCACACCUGGAAGUACCUGCAGCCUCAACAACUGGCUCAGCAUCAUAAAGCAACACGCUGACCUGGAAGAGGAGCACGAUUUUGAAAUCAUUGACAACUCUUGUCCACCACCAAGGGGUCAGUACUCUUUUGAGUUAGUGUCAAAAAGAAACAAAAAUUAGUUUUAAGGUUAUUUUUUCAAUUCAUUGUUUGUAUUCAAAAAUUACAAUAAUAUUGAUUACUUGCCAAUUAUAUGGCGUUGAGAGUGAAAUGAUAAAUUUAUUCAAGCUCAAACAUCUGUUCACCUUUACUUUUCGUAAUCAUAUCUCACUGUUACCAUCUGGGCAUCUUAGCACACACACCAUAAUUAACAUCUUUUAUGAUCUGAAAUAUUUGGACUAUAUUGUUAUGUCCUCAAAUGUUUUAACACUGUUAAUCUCUUAUUUGUAUAGUAAUGAGUGACUCUGUGAUCUACGUAGGCCCUAAGAAGGAAAAUGUGAAGAUGAUUGACAAAGGCCUAAAAGCUUGGCUGGACCCAAAGAGCUUAAUGAAUGAACAGUUUACCAGUGAUUUCUUCAAACAUAUUCCCACAGAUGCUAAAGUGAGUAUGUUUUGCAGAUGCUAAAGUGAGUAUGUUUUGCAGGUGCUCUCUCCCAUUAUCAACAAGUUGAUGGCUAAAACCUUAGUGUGCAAGGUUAUCUUGCUACUCUGUCCUAACCUUUAGUAUUUCUGAUGGUCUCUCCCAUUAUCAAGUGGACAGCUAAAACCUUAGUGUGCAAGGUUAUCUUGCUACUCUGUCCUAACCUUUAGUAUUCCUGAUGGUCUUGCAAUGUUUGGGAUGCAGUGAAUGAUUUCAGAAAAUAAUAUUUUUGUUUUUUUAGACAUGAGGAUGAUUUAAUUGGUUAUAUAAGGAAAGAUCAUUAACAUCAAUACUUUUCAAGUACCAUUUUCUUUCAGUAGAAAUGUUAAUGUGCUUUAUCAUAAAUUUGUCUCCAGAAAAUUUUUGAGAAUAGUGUACAACUAAGAACCCAGUAUGUAACUAGGGUAACUGGUUUGGUCCAGGAUAUUGAACUGCUAUCUUUGUUGUCCUAUCUCAGGUUUGGCUCCAACAGUUUCAUACCCAAGUCACCAGUCUGGGGGAUCUACAGCACCAUGACAUGUUCGCCCACAUCAGUAAAGACACUUCCACUUGGCUGAGGUCAAGGGCUUCUGGUAAACAAUUGACCGAAGAAGUGAAAGGUGGACCUGAUUUCUUCUCUCACAUUCGUAAAGACAAGGAAUUCUGGCUACUAAAGAAGGUAACUAUGGACUACUGAGUGGGGUAAAAAUUUUCUUAGGCAUGAAAGACUCAGCCAUUCUAAAUGGUUUUCAUAAAUGUUUAGAUUAGUUAAGUCUUGAUCAAAUAAGCUGUUACACUGGUUAAGUCUUGAUCAAAUAAGCUUUUGGAUUGGUUACAUCUUGAUCACAUAAGCUGUUACACUGGUUAAGUCUUGAUCAAAUAAGCUGUUACAUUGGUUAAGUCUUGAUCAAAUAAGCUGCCUAUUGCAAGGAAACAAAGUUUACUCUACUGAGACAGAUAAUCUUUGUUAAAAAAUCAGUUUGUGAGUUUAAUGUUGUGCUAAAAUAUUGUCCCAGGCUCUUAGUUAUGACAGUAUAUAUUUUAACAUACCAUGACGAUGUUACUAAAGCUGGGAUGCCGUAUUUUGAACAAUGAUAGACUUCUGAGCUUUAGAAAUGAUCUAAUGAUGAAUGUGUUUAAAUUUCACAAGAGAAUAAGUGAUCAGAGGUUUUAUGAUUAACAUUUUGUAUUGUUUUAUUUUAAUAAACUGCUAUCCAUUUUUUAAACAAAAAAAUCUACCCAACCCACAUGAGGCACAAGUUUAAUAUAAUGUGGCUAAUGUGACAUAAACGUUUUAUAGUUAUAGUUUUCAUAUUAAAACCAGCAGUGUUGCAUAUUUGAAAGCUUGUUGACCUUAGAUGUUUUUAUAAUCUAAUAAAACUUUUACUGUAUAAUUAAUUGUCUUGCAGACUUCAGUAAAGCCAAAUGAGAAAGUUCCAGUGAGCGCUGCCAAAUUUUGUGUACAAGACUGGCUAAAGAAAGAGGAAAACAAGUUGCCUCUGCCAAGCCAGAGCUUACCACGGCUUCUAGAAAAGUUGAGUACUGAAGAUGAACCAAACAUAAAUAUACCAAAUUGUGUGGCACCCGCCACCAAGGAAGAAGUUGCUGCCCCUGUACCAGCUCACUUUCCUGAUACCAGUCCCCCAGUCCUGUCUGUUUUCCAGCCGGUCAGUCUACCUCUGAAUGAUUGGCUAAUUCCCAAAAAGCCAACCGAAGGGGUAACGAUUUCCAAGAAAACUUUACCAGAGAAACCAUUCCCAGAUUUCUUUCGGCACAUUCUAGAAACCGACAACUCUGUGUGGCUGGCCAAACCCACAAUUGUUGGGAUUCCGGACGAGACCCCCCGGGUAGACAAAAUCUGGUUGCAGAAGAGCAAGGGUACCACCACACACGCACCAUUGCCCGUUGGAUCGGAUUUGUGCCUUCUGGACUGGCUGAUGGUACCCUCGGAGCAGCCGGAAGUUGAAAAGGAGAAGGAAGAAUCUGAAGGUUGGAGCGUCUGCUCAGAUCAAAGUAUAAACAGUGAGCAGUAUGCCAAAGAUGUGGCCAUAGCUACAGAUUAUAUGCAUAAAUGGUUGCUGUAAUCAGCCCCCUACAGAUUAUAUGCAUAAAUGGUUGUUGUAAUCAUCCCCAAAUUUAAAUAUGCUGUACAGUGAAGUGCUGCCAAAACUAAAGAUUCAGUAAUGCUUGGGUGGGGGGGGGGGAAAUUGAAUAAAAAAUGGGGUAAUUUGGCCUAAUGGGAUUAAUGAUGUAAAAAAAUAUUUUUCAUAAAUGGUUGUUGUAAUCAUCCCCAAAUUUAAAUAUGCUGUACAGUGAAGUGCUGCCAAAACUAAAGAUUCAGUAAUGCUUGGGUGGGGGGGGGGGGAAAUUGAAUAAAAAAUGGGGUAAUUUGGCCUAAUUGGAUUAAUGAUGUACAAAAAUAUUUUUGGGUGCAGAAAAGCUUGAUAGGUGACUUGCUUUAUUUCACACAGCGUGAAUGGCACUAGAUAAUUUACUUUUGAUUUAAAGCUGCACCAAUAUUGAAGGGAACAAAAAAAGAGAAAAACUUAAUCACUAUGUGUACGAAUGGUAGCUCAAAUAAAAGGUGCUACUUCUGUGUCAAGUCUAAACUUUUAUUUUUGAAUGAUAUUUUUAAAAAGUACGUAAUUUUUUUUUCCCCUAAGUUUUUAAAAGUUCCCCAUUGUUUAUUUAGCAUAGGUUGGAAUGUCUACAUGCUUCCUUUGAAAAUAAAUAACUAAGUUUACUUCUAUUUAUGAAUUUGAUAAAAUGUUCAAAAUCAAGUUUUACAAUUUAAUUUGUUAAUUAUACAUAAAUAAUAUUAUUUCUUGGUGCUGAAAGACAAAUCAUAGCUACGUUCUGUUACUGUGAGUGUUUAACUGUCACGAAUAAAAUUUUAAAAGAAGUUAACAUUUUCGAAACUUUUGCUUAAACCCAUCGUACAAUGCCUUGGUACUGCAACGCCUUGGUACAGAUUUAUUAAGCUUAAAUCCCUUCUGUGUUUUACAUUGAUUUUUCUAGGACUAGGAGAUCAUUGGGGAUAUUCCUAUUAAAAAUUUAAGGAUGCACUAAACGGUAUUUUACUUUUCAGUCAUAAAGAGAUAGAAAGUCAACCAGUACUUGAAAAUCUGGCCAUCAAAAACAAUUAGCUGAUCUUCCAUCAGAUUUAAAUUAUAUCUGGUUGGUAGUUGCAUUUAGGCCUCACCUUAUUUGAUCUUAGCUCUCAUACUGGGUAAAUUGUUCAGAUUUCAAGUCACUCUUAUUAUUGAUAAUGUUAUUGUUUUUUUUUCAUAUAUAUGUAGUUUAUAUAUAGAAGAGAGAAAAAAUUAUCUUCAUACAGAAGCAUUAAUGUGUGCAACUCUAAUCAUUUUGAAGCACUUGGUAGUUUACUGCUAAAUAAUGGCUGUACAAUUCCUAUUGAUGGAUCACUCAAGCUGUACUGUUAGCAACACUGAAUUACCUCUCCAUGGGACUGUUUUUGUUGUUCAUUGACCAUCAGUUUAAUCUUUCAUUUUAACGACACUACUGGAAUUUUAAUCAAAACAUGAAAUUACAUUUCCUCAACUGCUAGUAAUUACAAUUAUGAUUUGUAGUGGCAUUUUUAAGCAUUAGAUUAUUUACCAUGUAAUUGUCUUACUUUUUUUCAAAGACAUCUACUUUUUCCAAUGGGAUCUAGUUUAACAAAUAACCAGGGUUUAUUAGUAUGUUUUCAUCAGUUUUUGUAAUAGAAGAGAUCAUCAACUCAGUCAGGCUGUCCUGAUGUGAGGAUGUCUUUCAUAGCUGAGUCAGGCUGUCCUUACGUAAGGAUGCCUUUCAUAGCUCAGUCAGGCUGUUCUUAUGUAAGGAUGCCUUUCAUAGUUCAGUCAGGCUGUCCUUAUGUAAGGAUGCCUUUCAUAGCUCAGUCAGGCUGUCCUUAUGUAAGGAUACCUUUCAUAGCUCAGUCAGGCUGUCCUUAUGUAAGGAUGCCUAUCAUACAUCUUGCUUUAAUGUGUAACCUUCAUGUUGAGCAUUUCCCCCAUUGCUGAUCUAAAGCAGAAACGAAAAUCAUGGAUUCUUGCAUUUUUCAUUGAACUUUAUAUAUGAUGUAAGAUAAACCAAAGAGUUUACAUUUUUUACAUAAUCAAGCAGUUUUAUUGUUUAUGUUGUCUGUAGACAUUGAAAAUGCUAAUCAUCAUACUAAGAAGAGCUCAGAAUUGUUAAUACUCAGAAUUUAAAUUUAAAAAAAAAAAAAAAGGGCUGUGAUAUUUAAAUUAUUUCAUUUAAUAGUAUUUCUGUCUCUGAGAAUCACUGAAAUGAAAAAACAACUUGUUUGUUCCGUUAGCUUUUUGCUUAUAAUCAAGCAGUUUUAUUGUUUAUGUUGUCUGUAGACAUUGAAAAUGCUAAUCAUCAUACUAAGAAGAGCUCAGAAUUGUUAAUACUCAGAAUUUAAAUUUAAAAAAAAAAAAAAGGGCUGUGAUAUUUAAAUUAUUUCAUUUAAUAGUAUUUCUGUCUCUGAGAAUCACUGAAAUGAAAAAACAACUUGUUUGUUCCGUUAGCUUUUUGCUUCAAACUUUUUUUCUUCUACACUAAUGCCAAAGCUUCUGGUAGUCACUCAUAUUUUAGUUGGAGAUAUUAUCAAAUAUUUGCCUGUGUUGAAAACUGUCCUGGCUAUAAAUACCAAAUGGUUGGUUUGGUUGGUCGGAGAACUGUGAAAUGAGUUUGGUAUAUAUUUGGACUAAUGGUUAUGAUCACCUACAAACUCAAAAGCUGCCCAAUGGUACAAGUUUAUGGGUGAGAAGGUGAUGUGACAUUUCAGAGGGUACAAGGAAAAGAUGAUAAGAACACAGGAGAAUUAACUUUAAAGUUUAUCAUAUAACAGUGAUUAACAGUUGUUGUCUUUAAAAAAUUCUUGACCAAUGUUACUUACAUCUGUAAUUGUAAGUCACAAGUUUAU
Lymnaea stagnalis (great pond snail) is the source of this 14845-nucleotide messenger RNA. Lineage: Eukaryota; Metazoa; Mollusca; Gastropoda; Lymnaeidae. The record is from the annotation of a GenBank genome assembly.